Molecule: messenger RNA, 4447 nt
Organism: Haliotis rubra (blacklip abalone)
Lineage: Eukaryota; Metazoa; Mollusca; Gastropoda; Lepetellida; Haliotidae
Product: cubilin-like
Exons: 26
Coding region: 351-3908 (1185 amino acids)
Source: RefSeq, a predicted model, not a curated record
GUCCUUAUCUCUUGUCAUGAAUUAAGGAUAGCUUUUCGAUGGUUCCAAGGGUUUCGAGUUUAAUAGGUUUUCCCCCAUUUCAUACCCCAGAUAUAAAGUGUGUCACAGUGUCAGGAUAGGUCUCCUGGAGAUUGCACAAUGUCUAUUCAUUCGAAACCUUAAUUACGCAAGACGCUUCUGGUCUUUCGCAAUAUCUGGGACGUACCAUUCACCUGCCCGUCCUAACUCUGAACAACACAACACAGCCCUGCUAGCCUUCCGACCUACUUUUCGAGUGGGCUUAUAAAUAGAGUUGUAUUCCGACUCACUAUCGACCCUCCUUGUUGAGUGUAAUCUGUGGCCAAUAAUCUAUGUUUUCAGGUGUGUGGUUGAGGAUGGAUGUGUUUUUAAGCAGUGUGCUUCUGACAAUUCUUUGUUUCUUCUGUGGAAUACGAACAGCAGAUGCAGUGUGCUAUGAAACCCUGAAUGCAACGGACAUCCCCCAGAUUUUCACCUCGCCAGGAUACCCCUUGAAAUAUGCUGCAAACCUGCAAUGCACAUGGCAUAUUCGCGCAGCAGAUCCAAGCCAGGUGGUUGUCUUGGAAACGUUGGACUCAAUGAUUCAUUCUUCGAUUGAUUGCCAAGAAGACACCGCUGCCUUAUUUGAGGGUCCAAUUGCUAAUGACACUAGGUUGGUACGCAAAUGGUGUAGUGACCUUCGAUACUACUUUGCCGAUUCGAACAGCUACUUCCUGUUCUUCCGCACUGAUUCAAAGUUCGAGAACAGAGGAUUUCAAGUCCGCUAUUACCAAGGACAGAGAAGUGGACCAUGUAAUCGUGAUCUUGUGGCUAACAGUGACGUCCAGAACAUCAUAUCACCUGGGUAUCCCGUUGGAUAUUACCAUGACUUGUCCUGCACCUACAGCAUCCAGGCAGAGCAAUCGACUGACCGGAUACAGAUAGACAUGGUCGACAUGCAUAUUGAGAACUCUGUCAGUUGUGAAGAUGAUAACAUUACUAUCGUUGAUCCCAAUCUUGGCGAGUAUGACGUGGGGACAAUCUGUGGCCAAAUGACACCAUCAUAUCAGAGCAGCGGUUCGCGGUUACAGAUCAAGUUCAACUCGAACCGUAUCAAGGAAACCAGAGGUUUUAUGAUCAAAUUCAAGAGCAUUUCGAAUUUGGACUGCAGGAACGAUGAGUUGGUAGCGACUGAUGUUGAUUCCUACCUUGUGUCACCCGGUUAUCCGAAUUAUUACAGUAACCUUGCGUGUAGCUGGACAAUAUUGAGUAAUAAUCCACAAAGGACUGUAGAGGUCGAGGUCAUGCAAGUGGCAAUAUCCAGCACACCUCCUGCGUGUAACGGAGACAGACUUGAAGUGGAUUAUCUUGAUUCGUCAAAGCCAAACGAGGUGAUAUGCGGUUCAAGCACCCCGUCACAAAAGUUCGUUAGCCUGGGUAGCACUUUGUCAAUCACAUUCACAUCUGAUACUACCAACGAAGGCCAAGGUUUUUACAUCAGAUAUCGACUGGUACAAGAAAACGCACCUUCUGCCUCGUGUGAUCAGACAUUGGCUGCAACCGAAAGAGAGCAGAUUCUUACGUCUCCGGGAUAUCCACACAUCUCUCUUAAGUCACAAACCUGCUCCUACACUAUUAGAGCACAAAGUGGUUACCACAUCAGAGUGACUCUCAACGAUCUUGAUAUUGAAUUGAGCAAACGCUGCAUAUUUGACAGCUUGACAAUAUCAGACGGUUCUUCGACCCUAAAUGAGUUAUGGUGUGGGGACAGAGCUGGAGAAGUUGUGAAUAGUCUGAGAAAUGAGGCCACCGUGACCUACAGUAUAGAUAACUCCAACAACGGAAAAGGUUUCUCCCUCAAGUAUUCUGCAGUCAGUGGAACACCUAGUAAGAUCCAGACAAUGACCAUGCCCACACGAAGCACUCCGCUCUACCUGACUUCACCUGGAUUUGAAAAACGAUUCCCUCGAGGCAUAUCCUUCACGUACAUCUUCACUGCCGACCCUCUACUACGAAUACGACUGCGAGUAACUGAAUCGUAUCUUCGUUACUACACUUCCACUGGGGCCUGUAUUGGUGAAAGGGUCAUGCUUUAUGACGGUCCAUCUUCAACCAGUUCUAAGUUGAGAUCUGUGAACACUGGGGAAUUUGGCUGGUGUGCCUUGGACCUCCCUGUUUUCGUCAGCAGCAGCAACUACAUGACCAUGGUGUACAAAACAAAGACAUCUAGUGACCAUGAAAGAAUUGGCUUUGUUCUCAGUUAUGAGCAAGGCAACUUCACUGAUUUAUAUCCAUACACGUGUGGUGGCAUGUACGAAGCGACGUCAGGGAGGACCACAAUCUCCUCGCCAAACUACCCAGGAAACUACGGCAACAAUAUGGUAUGCAAAUGGACCAUAUGGGCGACUUCGAACACGACCCAGAUCCGACUAGCUGGCAGCUACUCUCUUGCAGGGGGCUCCAGUGGUAGCUGUGGUGGAGACUUUCUGAACGUGUACGAUGGUGCAGAAGAUGGUUCCAACUUUCUCGAAAAGUUGUGUGGGACAGGCUCUGAUACUCUUCAGUCCAUCGGAAACCUUCUUACGAUCGUUAUGAAGACUGAUGGAAGUUACACGGGGAAAGGAUUUAGUUUCUUGUUUUACGAAACAACAGAUCCACCUCCGUGUGGUGGGUCCUUGACAGCAUCGUCGACGAGUUUAAACCUCAGAAAGACAAUUCGCCCAAACCUUUCAUGUAAAUGGAUAUUUACAAGGGAAACUGACGACGCCUACAUUCGACUGAAACUGACAAGUUUUUAUAUCGGGGUGCAGAGCAGCGGCACAUGUGGCGCGGAUCGUGUAGAAAUAUAUGAUGGUAACUCUGAAUCAAGUGACCGGCUCGCUUCACUCUGUGGAUACAAGUCAGCUGCAACGUACAUUGGAACCGGUGAGCAGAUGAUGGUCAAGCUGGUGACAGGAGUGUCCCCUACAGGAGAUGGCUUUAGUAUCGAAUACAGAGCAUCCACUGAAGAGCGAUGUACCAGAGGGAAUCUCAGGGCUAUCAGUCAAAUAUCUUACCUUCAGUCUCCCUCCUAUCCCGAUAACUAUGCAUCGAACCUACACUGCACGUGGCUCAUCGACAGUGGCUACGCGGACAGAAUUGUCUUCUUUGAUAUCAAGAUAGCAAGCAUAUUCUACUCCGCCGGCUGUGCGGAUGACCAUCUGGCAGCAUAUGACGGAAUAUCGGAGGCAACCGGCGUUCAGUUAGGUAAAUGGUGUCGGGGUGUUGGUCCAACUGGAAAACAACAGACAACUCAACAAUAUUUGACCAUUGUCUUUCACACAAACGAAGAUGAGUCUGAUCGUGGGUUCAGGCUGAGUUACUGGAAUGAUGUCAAGCCCAUAGAAGAAGGUGGAAAUGGAGGUUCAAGUAGCAACAUAGGAGCAAUUGUUGGUGGCGUCAUUGGUGGCCUCGUACUGUUGGCUGUGAUCGUCGCCGUCGUCGUCAUCAUCUUCUGUGUCGUCCGGAAACCUCGGUCGAAAAACGGGAAUAGGCUUCCCGGAUCUGGUCAAGCCAUUCCUCCAGUAGCUUAUCAGCCACAGAUGCAUAACGUGUAUAUGACACCAGCGUCCACUAGCCUUAAUGGACAUGCUUACGACAAUAAUGCUUACAAUGUACAUCCGCAACACCAAGGGUCAAAGUAUGAAGUCCCGGCACAUGGACAUUCCCAACCAGAACAUGUUCAAGGGAAGAAUUAUUCUUUCGGAGAGCCCAGACAGGAAAAUGUAUAUUCUCAGCUAGGGCCUGCUGAGAGGGAUGAUUAUUUUCAGUUUGGGCCUAUGGAAGAACCGAAAUAUUCAGAAAUAACACAGAGAAGCCCCCCGCGUCAUGACUACCAAAACGCUGCGAACAAUAUCGAAACUAACAUUUGAGCCUUGUUCAAAUUCAGUUUAUAAAAUAGAUACACAACUCUUAUGGUAUGUUUUGACAUGAGAAUUAUCUGAAGAUUAUCUGACAUUUAGUUGCUUGAAAUAAUUCACGUUUAUGUACAAAACCAGGAGAUCCCAGUACUAUGAUUUGAGGACCAAAGACCAACUGACAAUUAGCCAAAAUGUUUCAUAUCUGUCGCAUGAUAUCUAUUAUAUCUUUAUUGUCCUAGUUUACUUCCCACUUCCCUUUUUGGAAUUAUGUAUGUGAUAUUCUGAUGUCUCUACUUUGGUAUAGAGACCUUAAGACCUUCCACUUUCCAGAAAUCGUUUUGAAUUCCAUUACUGAUUGAGGUAUCAUUCUAUAUUUAACCAGCACGCAUGUUUGUUAACAUGUGUGUAAAUCUUAUUUCUUAUAUAAGAGUUGUAAUAUCAAAUACAUGUAUCAUCUGAAUAUCUAACAGUUAUUAUAAACUGCUUCGAUCAGUUCAAACUAGUCCCAAGAUUCACUGGUGCCUGUGUCAAUAAAAGUUGUGUAGUUUUGA